Molecule: messenger RNA, 498 nt
Organism: Echinococcus granulosus
Lineage: Eukaryota; Metazoa; Platyhelminthes; Cestoda; Cyclophyllidea; Taeniidae
Exons: 3
Coding region: 1-498 (165 amino acids)
Source: RefSeq, a predicted model, not a curated record
AUGAAAGGACCCGCAGGCGAGUGCGUCGCCUCGUCCGUUCACAUGACCCUCCUCUGCUGCUUGUGCACAGAUGGCGAUUAUGGGUGCCAGGUUGUCUGGCCUCUCAAACGCCCCUCGUCGUGGGUGGCACGGUGUUUGGCCGGGGGACGGGGAGGGGAGGACAUGUCGGCGCCCAGAUGGGACAAAUCAUUUGUCUCGCCUGUUGGUGGGUGUAUGUAUGCGUAUGCAUGUGCUUCAUGCGCCGAGGGUCCGGACCGUGUUCAACGUCGAGUCCACACUGCACUGAGUGAGGCUCUGAAGGUCACGACAACGUCCAUCAAAGACGGAUUGGAGGGUGUUACAGUCUCGGCCCUGGAGGCUGUGCCACCCAGUGGACCUACAAAAGCGGAGCUUCAAGUUUCAACGCAACAAAACCGAAGAGUUAACCAAAUGGACACACUACGCCAAACGCCACAUAAGCAAGAUUUAAUGGUUGGGCUCAAGUGUGCUGAUGAUUGA